Salvelinus sp. IW2-2015 is the source of this 537-nucleotide messenger RNA. The record is from RefSeq and is a predicted model, not a curated record. Lineage: Eukaryota; Metazoa; Chordata; Actinopteri; Salmoniformes; Salmonidae.
AUGCUGUGGAGGCCUCUGGACCUCAUGGAGAACCUCAGUAACAGAUGGUCCUAUGGGUUUGCCUUCGAGCUGUAUCCUCAGUGUCUUGCUUCUUUUCUCAGAGAAUUACAGACCUUCAACGUUCCACCCUGGCCAAAGUUCGUCAUCGUGGUUGUGCUGUCGGCCCUGCAGAGGAGAUCCAGACACCUGCCCAUUGAUGAGAAGCUCCCCUUUCUCAACAACCGCUUUGGCAUUGUUGUGCCUCUGGACCUCAUGGAGAACCUCAGUAACAGAUGGUCCUAUGGGUUUGCCUUCGGAGCUGUAUCCUCCAGUGUCUUGCUUCUUUUCUCAGAGAAUUACAYGACCUUCAACGUUCCACCCUGGGCCAAAGCUUUUGUGUACCUUAUGGGUGCUCUCGAGGUGGGCCUGGCCUAUUUCCCUUUCUUUGCGUGUCUSUCAACCCCUUGCCGAGAGUUUGGGGCUGUUCUGGGAAUCCUCUACUCUUUGACAUGGAUAAUCAUCACGCUGUGGGAUACAGUGAAUGUGUCCCACUGGUAA